AUGGACGAAGCGGAAGAUCCAGUAGGAAAAGAAGACUUGCACGCAGCUGUAUCGAGCGUCCUCGGAGAAGACUUUCUAUCAUCAGCGACUCUCAUAGCAUCCAGGGAAGUCACAGAGGAGCCAGGAGCUGUCCUCGAGAACCGUACGGAGCAAGAUUCAGCUUCGAGGAAAAUCAGCAGCUUCCCAAGUCAUGCAGCUGCAACCCGAAUCAGGGCUGACAGUCCAGCUGGAGGUGAAGAGCAACGAAAUCUUGAGUUUGCUACAGCAGACAAGAACGGUUCUUCUUCGUCUGUUGAGAGUGUGUUAGAGAUCGAGAAAGAACCAAUCUGUCAGACUACAGUCGCAAACAGCUUCAAGGUGCCUUACAACAAUGGCUAUGGAGACUUUUGCUUCGGCAGAUUUAUAGACAGAUACGAUAAAUCGGCAGCAAGAAAUGAUAACAGUUUGGUUGCGCCGGAGCUGGAUGGUUUCCAAAGAACAGGUCUUUUUCGUUAUUUCGAUCUUCCUCGCGAGAUUCGACAGAGAAUAUUUCAAUUCCUUCUUUGGCCCUUGUUCACAACCUGCGAUAAGACCGGUGGCAGAUACAUCCAAAUUCAACUUGAACGUAAUCCCUAUGCCAUUGCAGAAUCACAAUAUUCAAGGAGCGAGUAUUCGGGCGAUUUCAACUACUAUUAUUUGAGUCACGGGAAGUCAUGGUUGCUGAAGGCAGAAAUGGAGGACGGUCCAGCAGCACUAAAGAUUAUGGAGGAAGACUUCCUGAUACAAAAAGAGAUCUACAGCCACAAGCGCAAAAUACACCCUGGUAGAGCUGGGUGCGUGUACAACGUCCUGAUUGAUCCUUGGGAGGUUACCGUACGCGGAGGUGGCCCAAACCGCGUUUUUCACGAAUGGAUCCGGCAAAUCUCUAAUACCAGCAGUGUAUUUCGACAGGAGCUCGGAGAUGUAUUUUGGCAAAACACAGAAGUGGAACUAAUAAAUGAGGAAUGUUUCCAUGAAUUCUUGAAAGACCGACCAGCUGUGGCCAAGGGUAUCAGAAGGAUAAGUCUCUUUGCAAGCCUGCUGGAAGGAAACGCCGGGCUAUUCGCGGAGGUUUGUUCUGCAAUAGGAAUGCUUCCUGAUCUCCGAAGCCUUAGGUUGGAUAUUGUGUUAUACUCGGAAGACCUCGAACAUAUUCUUGCGGUGACGGACAGCUUUGCUGGAAUGACUAGCAGUCGAACAUUGCGUGUCAAGGAGGUAUUUCAUGUUAACCUCGCUAUCAUCCCAAUGAUUGGUAGUGGUCCGGAUUACGGUCCAUGUCUAGACGGAUGUGAAAGCAAGGAGAAGGAUCUGUGCCCGUCCUGCAAGGCCGUGCCUCUCAUCAGAGAAAUCAUGAUGCCCGAUAGCUUGCGGGCCAAACCGCUUCUUACGAAAAUGGACGCAUACCUUCACCACAGAUCGGAAACAGCAACGUCGUCUUCUAUCGACCAAGCAGAGCAAGGAAACUGA
Molecule: messenger RNA, 1485 nt
Organism: Mollisia scopiformis
Lineage: Eukaryota; Fungi; Ascomycota; Leotiomycetes; Helotiales; Mollisiaceae
Exons: 4
Coding region: 1-1485 (494 amino acids)
Source: RefSeq, a predicted model, not a curated record